Mercenaria mercenaria is the source of this 2384-nucleotide messenger RNA. RefSeq names its product L-amino-acid oxidase-like. The transcript is spliced from 12 exons. Gene Ontology annotation, molecular function: oxidoreductase activity. NCBI's taxonomy places the organism in Eukaryota, Metazoa, Mollusca, Bivalvia, Venerida, Veneridae. Bases 188 to 2017 code for a protein of 609 amino acids. The record is from RefSeq and is a predicted model, not a curated record.
AUAUCUAUCACAGCGUUCGUUGUCUCUUGCCUCGUCUAUCGCCAUGCAGGAGUCUCGCAAGUAACACACGAGUCCAAUGUUAUGGUCUUGAUCACCAAGGUGAACUAUAUUUUAUCAUGUCAGUUGCAUAAUACUUGCGUAACAAUUUCCCAUAUAAAGAGCCGAGUUCCCUAACAAUUUAUAACAGAUGUCAUUCAAGUCGGUGAGAAAUAUAUACAACAGCUAUUUGAAGAAAAAAACUUCCUUGACAGAUAAAAUGAACGAAAAUAUGACAUUUUCAAUUCUAAGGAACAAGUUCUAUAUGAGUGGAUCUAGACUUGGGAAUGCUUGUUCUAUUAUGACGAAAAUAAGAAUAAAGCUGGUUUCUCAGGCCAUGAUGUCACGAAUAGUAGUAGUAGCCUUUGUUAUCCUAGGUUUUAUGGUCUUUGCCAGUAUUAUUGCAAUCAUCAUUCUUGCAGAACGAGUGAAUGAAAUCUCAGCUAAACCAAAUACAGAUGAAGACAAUAUAGACACGGCCAGUUGUGACGAUAUUGCAAUUGUAGGCGCUGGUAUUUCUGGCAGUUACGCCGCCUGGCGUCUUCGAGACAAAGGACUGAAGAUAUCAAUGUACGAGUACUCGGACCGUAUUGGUGGCCGGUGUUUUACCGUUCAAUUACCGGACAUACCGGAUGUAAACAUUGAUAUGGGAGCGAUGCGGUUUAUUCCUAGCUGGCACCAGUUGCUGAACAAAACUAUUCAUGAGUUAGGUUUGGAAGUAGAAGACUUGAUAAACGCACCGGCUGGCGACGGCGGCACUCUCUACUAUCUUCGAGGCAAACAUAUGUCAUAUAGUGAACUCCCCACCAAAGCUCCAUAUAACAUACCUGAGAACUACAGAAUCGAUUAUGACACACUAAGAUGGCAAGUAUACAUAAAUAACACAUUAGAAAGAAGCAGGUGUGAAACACUAACGUCCGAAAACAAGCAAUUUAUCAAGACAUUAGACGGGGUGAAUUUAUAUAUGCAAAGCUGGGACGUGUUCAGUGGAAAGUAUCUAGAUAAAGAAACAACCAAUUAUAUUGUUGACGCCGCGGGAUAUGACUUCGAGUUUGAAGGUGCUACUGCAGCACAGUUUGUUCCAACUUCAAAUACUCCUUCAGGAUGGAAUACUGCCCGUUUCAAAACGCCUUCGAAAGGAUUUCAAGCUGUUCCAAUAACGAUGGUCGAACAAUUUCUAAACGCAAGUACCAGACACACAUUUUACAAGAAUUUCCACUUGAGGACAAUAAAGAGGAACUGGGAUGGAUUUUAUUUACUUAAAUUUCAUCCAACGGAAACUAAAGCUGGUAUUACCUCGGAUGUUCAGGGAGAAGCCAAAAGAAUGAUGUGUGCUCGAAAAGUGUUGCUAGCAAUACCAAAACUUGCAUUAGAAAAUUUAGACUGGGGUGUCUUGAAAAACGAUCAUAUAAAAGACAUUCUGAAGAAUUCCCUUGUGAGUAUCCAUGCGAUGAAGAUGUUUUUAGGGUAUGAUAAUCUUUGGUGGCGAAAUAUGGAGCUGUCUUCCAGCAAAAUCAUCUCCGAUACACAUUUAAGAGCCACGUAUGAUUUUGUAAACCUACAGUCGAAAAAUACGUCAAAAGCUGUUUAUAUGGCUGGUUAUCCUGAUCUUAGUAACGAGUUUUGGAGACAUGCACAAGCAUUUGGUGACCCUGUACUAGGUGUAGGAGACAAGUCAAUUGAAAUGACAAAUACAACCGCAAACAUUGCUAGGAACUAUCUGUCUCAGAUCUUUAACGUCAGUGUAAAUGAUAUACCAUCGCCGGCCUCUGCGGUGAUGUCAAUUUGGGACCAGUAUCCAAUAGGUGCAUCAUGGUAUGCUUGGGCUCCAGGUUACAAAUGGAAGGAGGUCGAAUCUAUCAUGCUGAAACCGUCCUCUACAGAUGACAUAUAUAUAAUAUCGAACACCUUCAGCCGCAAUUCAAGUUCCACAAGUGGUGCUUUGGAGCUAGUUGAGAAAGCUCUCGAACGAAUUGGAUGAAAUUCUGAAGUGAUAGACAAAGUUGACAAGUUGAAUAAAAAAGACAUGUGCAAGUGGCAAAUAGACUAGAAAUAUGACCGUGAAACAAUUAAAACCUAGGUGUGUUAUAUCGAAAUAUAUAUUUCACGGCUUCGCUACUAAGGAAGACAAUCGGAGUUCACUCGAUGGCAGGUGUUCUCGGAUCAUUUAAUAUUUUCAUGAAAGAGUUUCACUUAAACCGGUGCCAGAGUCGUGAGGGGUUUUACACUGUCCAUAUACUUUCUAGAAGAGACUCAUUUUGUUUGUGUAUUAUUCUUACCUUUUAUAAAAACAAAGUUUAAGUUUAAGCUUAAGUGUCACGUGGCGGCUAAAAAAAGUUUCCCUUUAA